AUGUGUACAGAUGAAAUCAAUGGAUACACUUGUACUUGUGACCCUGGAUAUGCCGGUGUUAACUGUGAAGAAAAUUUUGAUGAAUGCGGUUCUAAUCCAUGCCAGCAUGGUGGUACAUGUAUAGAUUUGAUAAACGGCUACACUUGUAAUUGCUAUCCGGCAUAUCAAGGAACUCACUGUGCAGAGAGAAAUGAUUUAUUUGAUGUAAAGUAUACACUUGAGGAGCACCAAAGUAUCCAUGUUUCUAUUAAGUCAUCUCUAGUUCUAUCACGAUUAAACUGUGCCAGAAUUUAUAUUGAUGAAUGUGUUUCAAAUCAAUGUCAACAUGGCGGAAUGUGUACAAAUGAAAUCAAUGGAUACAGUUGUACUUGUGACUCAGGAUAUGCCGGUGUUAACUGCGAGGAAAAUAUAAAUGAAUGUGAUUCAAGUCCCUGUCAACAUAGUGGUACGUGUACAGAUGGAAUCAAUGAAUACAUGUGUGCAUGUGUCCCAGGAUACACGGGAAGUAACUGUGAAGAAAAUUUUGAUGAAUGCGGUUCCAAUCCGUGUCAGCAUGGUGGUACAUGUACAGAUGUGAUAAAUGGAUACACUUGUAAUUGCUAUCCGGCUUACCACGGAACUGAUUGUGCAGAGAGACACGAUUUAUUUGAUGUAAAGUAUACUCUGGAGGAGCACCAAAGUACCCAUGUUUCAAUAAAGUCAUCUCUAGUUCUAUCACGAUUAAAAUGUGCCAGAAUGUGUACGUUCAAUCCCGAUUGCUACGGAUUCGACUAUAAUGUUACUGGUCAUACAUGUCAGAUGAUUUCAGCAAUUUCAACAAGAGCUUUUGGAAAAGUGAACUAUUAUGUCAAACACUUUUAA
Messenger RNA from Mytilus trossulus (common blue mussel), 861 nucleotides. RefSeq names its product fibropellin-1-like. The transcript is spliced from 7 exons. Gene Ontology annotation, biological process: Notch signaling pathway; axon guidance. Gene Ontology annotation, cellular component: cell surface; signaling receptor complex; plasma membrane. Lineage: Eukaryota; Metazoa; Mollusca; Bivalvia; Mytilida; Mytilidae. The coding region runs from base 1 to 861 and encodes 286 amino acids. Gene Ontology annotation, molecular function: calcium ion binding. The record is from RefSeq and is a predicted model, not a curated record.